This is a messenger RNA of Hippocampus zosterae (dwarf seahorse), 1352 nucleotides long. It is a transcript of the gene rpp40, whose product is annotated as ribonuclease P/MRP 40 subunit. Gene Ontology annotation, cellular component: ribonuclease MRP complex; multimeric ribonuclease P complex. NCBI's taxonomy places the organism in Eukaryota, Metazoa, Chordata, Actinopteri, Syngnathiformes, Syngnathidae. The transcript has 7 exons. Gene Ontology annotation, molecular function: ribonuclease MRP activity; ribonuclease P activity. The coding region runs from base 104 to 1162 and encodes 352 amino acids. Gene Ontology annotation, biological process: tRNA 3'-end processing; tRNA 5'-leader removal; endonucleolytic cleavage in ITS1 to separate SSU-rRNA from 5.8S rRNA and LSU-rRNA from tricistronic rRNA transcript (SSU-rRNA, 5.8S rRNA, LSU-rRNA). The record is from RefSeq and is a predicted model, not a curated record.
ACAAUAACAACAAUAAAUAGGAUGAGCAACAGGAAAUGACGUGCCUACACUUCCGGUUGUGAUUGUUUCCCGUUUUAGUGGCCCAAAAGUGAUUGAAGUGAAGAUGAGCAGCAAAACCCUCCUUAACUGUGAAACGUCUUCUUUGCGACACCCAAAGAACAGACUGAGCGCGCACCUGGAGCAGCUACCGUUCAACUACAAGGCGACUGUACUUCUCCCGGAUUGUGGCUGCGCUCCUUCUCAACUCGAUGCAACAUUAAGAAGUUUCCAAAAUUUCUACCUGGUCCGGAACCUUCCGCUUUAUGAACUUCUGGACGAACACCUAGGCCGUGGUAUGCGCUUGUCACGUGACUACAUCCAUGCCCCAUUCGUUUUGCAUAUCACUGACAACAUGUGCGUGUGUGCUGCAGGAAGCGUGUGCGGCCUGUCCUACAAAACUCGUAUUGACGAAGACAACUGUGCUUUCCUCAAGGCAAAUGGACAUCUGUGUCUGUCGCUGGACAAAGACUCCUACGAGCUGUUGGGCAUUGAAGGCAAAGCGUGUAAACCAAAGUCCAGCCGAUACGUGGUCAGUGUGGAUUUGAAUGACAGAACCAUGGCUCCUGGCAGGCCGGGCUACCAGCGUCUAUUCAGCGGUCUGAAGUCACGCCUUCCGUUAAAGAUGGAAUUCCUGUUGGCGCCUGCUUCAGGGGACCCGGACGCGCUGCAGCCGCUGCUAUCAAGGUACGAGUGGUCACGGCACACGCCCGAGGUCAGCUAUCGCCUUCUGACCCAUUUGAGCCGUCCCGACCCGCUGACUUGUGACCUGCGCUCGUAUGACCCCUUCGACUUUCUGGAGUGGCUCGGUGCCGUCCAAGCAGAUAUCAGCCGCGACAACGCUGCCGACAGCUUCCUGUCUUCCUUGGCGUGCCCUCAUCCAUCCGCCGAGUCUUCUCAGAGCUCGUUUCUCCUUGAGGUGCGCGGUCUGCUGCUUCCUCAAAACAUCAUGACGCUGGUCGAGCAGCUCGGCCAUUUCCUGGAGCGUCCCCUCUCGCCACCCUGGGCGGCCGUUACGGUUCACGGCUUUAUGGACAAUCUGCACGUGCACGAGCGACACUUUUACACGCUGGUACUCUUUCCUGACCAGGCCUACUCCCUGCACCUGGCCACGCCAGCCUCCUGACCACACCCACCUCUUUGCAAACACUAAAAUGGACUUGGAAAAUAAUGCGCAGGGUUUUUUUCAACAUCCUAUUGGAUUGGAUUAAACUUUACAGAUUUGAGUUACAAAAGUCAUCUUUUAUUGUGUAAAAUGACUUUGGCACAGGCCAUCCUUUAUUUUGGUAAAUAAAUGUACUUGGAGUUUUUUUUAA